Molecule: messenger RNA, 538 nt
Organism: Mizuhopecten yessoensis (Yesso scallop)
Lineage: Eukaryota; Metazoa; Mollusca; Bivalvia; Pectinida; Pectinidae
Product: perlucin-like protein
Exons: 5
Coding region: 6-491 (161 amino acids)
Source: RefSeq, a predicted model, not a curated record
CAACAAUGGCGUACAUGGUACAUUUCGGUUUUGCUUGUAUAACACUGGUUGUACAAGUGAUCCGAGGAUGUCCGAACGGCUGGGAAACAUUUGAUGGAUCUUGCUAUUUUGUGUUCAGCUUGAGGGAAGAUUGGAUAACUGCAUCGCAUACGUGUAGCUUACACCAUGGGUAUCUCGCUCAGGCCGAAGAUGAUUACGAAGACAACUUCUUGAAACAAAUAAUCACCAAAUAUCAUGAAGGAAAGAGAGGUGAUACGCACUUUUGGUUAGGCGGAGAUGACAUGUCUAAAGAAGGAGAAUGGCGAUGGACAGCAAAUGGUCAGCCUUUUAGUUAUACUAACUGGUAUCCUGGUGAACCAAACAAUUACCACGACCAGGACUGCUUAUUAGCGCAUAUACGGGGUACCCAUUUCUACUGGGAAGAUUGGAACUGCACCUCCAACUUCAAUUUUGUUUGUGAGAGUGGAGGACACUGGAUACAAUUCGGUUGAAAAUGAAUAUAAAUGUCACCUGGAAUACAAGUGAAAAUAAAAUAAUA